AUUGGGUUUAGAGAAUAUAGCUAUACGAUGGACCAUAUCAACCAGUUUAUGUUCAAAACGUUAGCUGCUUUACCGUUUGCCGCAUCGUACUUGCCGUGAGGUGCAUAGCAGAGCGACAGAGACGAUACUCCGCCCUCUCUUUUUCCGCCACCGCCGUGUAUAAAUUUGAAGAAAGAGCGGCUGAAGUUGUGUAGUAUCAGAGAGAUGGGAGAUAUUUGGUGGUCACUUUUGGGGGCAGCAGUCCCUGUCGUUGUUGCAGGACAAGCAUUUAGAGUUAAGAAAAGGAAUGCAGAAGAGCAAAGGUUGAAGAGUGCAAGGGGAAGAGAAAGGAGUUCUGAUGAAAUUUUCGUAUGUGAAAGGGUCUGCACUUCAAAGAGGAUGUUGAAAAAGGUUGGCUCUUUCUCAAAAGAUCCAAUUCCUGAUACUUGUGUUACUGUUUGUGGUGUGUCCGAUCUUGACGCAUGUGCUGAAGCUUGUGCUCGCACGGUUUGUGUUAACCAACAUCAAGUACCUAAUUGGAAUGACACAUGUCUUAGGAGGUGUCAGAGUGAAUGCUUGAAACUCUCUUCUCAAUCUUCUCAGUAGUUAGUUGCAUUUAGGCAUUGGAAUGUGUAUGUAUAAUGAGUAUUGUUAUGAUGGUCAGUGUUUUGGCUCAUCAUUCCAACUCCAGAAUCUAGAUUUGUUAUAAAUUCUAUUGAAAUGCAAAUGGGGUUUUACUCAACUAGUGUCUAAUUCUUUUUGU
Medicago truncatula (barrel medic) is the source of this 742-nucleotide messenger RNA. RefSeq lists its product as uncharacterized. The record is from RefSeq and is a predicted model, not a curated record. Lineage: Eukaryota; Viridiplantae; Streptophyta; Magnoliopsida; Fabales; Fabaceae. The transcript has 2 exons. The coding region runs from base 205 to 585 and encodes 126 amino acids.